This is a messenger RNA of Staurois parvus, 434 nucleotides long. Lineage: Eukaryota; Metazoa; Chordata; Amphibia; Anura; Ranidae. The record is from the annotation of a GenBank genome assembly.
UGGUCAUCUCCUGUAGUAUGUCCGCAGUCUCUGGUCAUCUCCUGUACUAUGUCCGCAGUCUCUGGUCAUCUCCUGUAGUAUGUCCGCAGUCUCUGGUCAUCUCCUGUAUAUGUCCGCAGUCUCUGGUCAUCUCCUGUAGUAUGUCCGCAGUCUCUGGUCAUCUCCUGUACUAUGUCCGCAGUCUCUGGUCAUCUCCUGUACUAUGUCCGCAGUCUCUGGUCAUCUUCUGUAGUAUGUCCGCAGUCUCUGGUCAUCUCCUGUAGUAUGUCCGCAGUCUCUGGUCAUCUCCUGUACUAUGUCUGCAGUCUCUGGUCAUUUCCUAUGUCUGCAGUCCAUUGGUUCAGAAUAUUUUGUUUCUUGUUUUCCUCCUCUAAACCCUAGGUGUCUCUUAUGGUCAGGCGCUUCUUACGGAGCGAAAAAUAUAGUACAUCUUC